AAUUAUUAUAAACAUUCAGAUAUAAAAUUUUAAUCAAAUUGCGUAACCGGAAAUGAUAUUAUAUCCAAAACAUUCAGUCGCUGUGCAUUUUGUAUGUUUUGAAUUCAUAUUUAUUAUUAAAAAAUACAUAUUUGUUGAAAUAGAUUAAAUUGAUAUUGUUACUAGAAUUUUGCCGAUUAAAAUUAAUAGUUUUAAGAAAUUGGUGGGAUGUGGUUUGAUUAUGAUAAAAUUUUUUUACGGUAAUGCAAAUUUCUUAUUACAAAUUAAGAAUAUAUUAAAAUUUCAUGGAGUUUGUUUGAUUUUCUUGUUGCAUAUCAAAAUGUAAUCGAAAAAUAUUAGAUUGAGGUUUUAACGAACUUUCUUGGAUUUGGUUAUGUUUCGAUGAAGGUUCUGUUAAUGUUAAAUAUCCUGUUAGAAACUCAGAUUGUAAUGAUUUUUCAUGGAGGAAGAUUAGUGUUAUUGAAGUUUCUGUGGUUUGGAAGUGUUUAUAUCCCCAACAAAUCGAAUUUCCCUUUAAUCAGUGGCGUGUAAAACAGUUGUACGUUGUCGCUUUCUCAAGCGUUUGAUGGUAAUCGGAAACCGGACCAGAAUUGGUACUUGGUAAUUCAUCAAGUUUGUGGCGUAUAAUUUCCCCUGUUUGAUGACACAAUUAGAGAAGACCCCCGUUCGUGGCCGAGUCCGCCUCUUUGAACUAUGUGCGUAUAUCAGAUACGCCAAUAGAGAUGUGUUUGCCACUGGCUCUCUCCAGAGUACUCAAUUUUUUGCCGAUAAUCACUUCUUUAAAGAUUCCUACUUCACCUAGUCGUAACAUGAUAAUCCGCCAUCUGUUUAAUGUGUAGUUUUAGAGGUUGUAGGUUCAACAUAUUUUUCAUAGCCACAGUGAGGGAAGUUCGCUUGGCAUAACGUAACCUUCCGAGUUGUGUUUCGUACAGAGACGCUUUGAUUUGAACAACGCACAUUACAUCUUUUUGUGGGAGCUGAUUUUUCAGUGCUUGAAAUGGGCACUCAAAAUGGUCGGUUAGUCGUAUUGCGUUUAAGCUCUUACUUGAACGUCCACCUUUUGAUGAUAAUUCAGGGUAGUAUGUUUCUACAUAAAAUACAUAUUGUUGUAAUAAUUUUUUCCUCGCUUUCUAGCUCUAGUCUCCCAUUGUGUUCCUCUUCCUAGUUUCUACAGAAUUGGUACCAUGUAUGGUAGAACCAUUACGUCCCGUUUAUCCUUCCUUCUCAAAGCCAUUACUUUCCUUUUCUGAUAUGCUGACAUAAAACCCCGUUUUACCUUUUUUGAAACUCAUAAGAUUUUUGGGAUUCGUUCUUCUAUUUGAUUUCAUUGUUAUAUAUUCUGUAUAUGUUGAGUGUAAGACAAGAAGAUCUGCUAACUUAACUGAGGAAUAAAAUCUAUCCGUAUACCACUUCCAUUGAAAUAGGCAAAUGGCUAUAUUGAGGCUUGCUGAUAAUUGUUCCUUUCCCUGUAUGUAUUAGUGAAGACCGCAUAUACCCAGAUUUGAAUUCGCAAAAAAAGUAAUUGUUUAUUCCUAAUUUGCCAUAUUUAAUGGAAAUGUAUGGUACCCAACCCAAUUUUCCUUUGUACAACAUGAAACUUUCGUCAAUUGUUACAUGUUGUGGUGGUAUAUGUGCCUCUUGAAACGUAUCGUUCAGAGGUAAGUACACCGGCCAAAUUUUGUUCAUUUUUGGGUGAGUAGCAGGGUCAUAGGUGUGGUUAUUUGAAAAAUGGGGAAAUAGAACGCAGGUACUGGCAAGAUGUUUAAGUGGUUAAACUAAGAUAAGAUUUGUGACCACCAUCUCUGUUAAUAGUCUCGUUAAGGAUGAUAUAGACAGUCAUUAAUUUAACAAUUCUUUAUUUAAGAACUUUCUAUCCAACCGCAGAGUGUAGAUAUGUGUGCUCCACCAAAGCCUCAUUACUACAAUACAACGAAUUAACGUUCUUGACAAUACUACUCGCAGAGUAGUUUGAAGAGGUAGUUUGGACUUGUACUGGGUCUUUUUCCCUCCUGGGGUUAUGUGACGAUCACAUAGUCUUUUCGAGGCAACCUGGUUCGCCAAACCAUCACGCCAACAAUUGGUAAGGUUGUAAAAUACCAGGCAACGGUGAAAGAUUCCUUACAGGUGAGGUAUCAAUUCUACCAAGCCACACAGUAGUAAGGUAGAUACGAUACCAUUAAGUCGAGGGGCUUUGAACGGUGAAUUUUUUAUAGCCCACUUCUUUAGCUAACAUUGGCCAGUCUUUACAGUCGGUUUGUAAUCAGGAUCUCGUUGUAUAACUAGCGUCUUCCUAACGUAAAUAGUACACAAUCAUUAGAAGGUAUAACAAUCAUCAUCCUUCUUUAGUAAACAGAUUCGUCGUUCCGGGUCUAAAACUAGAACCAUUCCAAUUCCGCUUCCAUCAUCCGCUUUAGAUGUGACAUCUUCACAUAAUCUCCAAGUUUAUCUUUUUCUAAUGAAUACUUUUUAAACCUCCAAUAGUUUGCUUGUAUAAGGAUUUCAGUCGCAUUCUAAUUUAGACCUCUUAGUUCUGUUAAAGGUUGCUCACAGCUCCUCUAGGUUACUGAGUCCUGUGCUAAUGGGUGGCAUGUUUGAGUCAACUUCCAGUGGGGAGUGACCACUUUAUAAAGUUAUUAAGAAAUCUAUCAAAGUCAUUAAAAAUUUCUCAACAUCACUGCUUAUCUUGUGCUGAGUUAACCUUUCUGGUUAUCUUUGAAAAUUUUCCAAUGUUUUUAAUGCGUAAAUUGCAAGUGAUUUACCUGACAUUGAAGUCCUGUCAACAGAAACCUUCCAAUUUUGCAUGGAUCGAGGACAGAGUAAUAAUAACUGAUUGGCCCCUGGCAAUAAAAAAGAUUGACUGUGAGCCUCAAUUGCGUAAAUCAAGAUGAUAACUGAAACUCAGCCUACAGCAAGAGUUCCGUUACCUUCUAAUAUGCGUUUAUAUUCUUUUAAUUACCUGGAUUACAAUGUCAUUCGUUUGUCGAAGUUUAUAGGCAUUAGAUUUUAUAGUGAUAGGCUAUAUGAGAGUGAUACUUGACGUACAGAGUUCUCUGUGUUGCGCGAUAUCGGCCAGGAGUGAUUAUUCGGUUUUUAGACAACGGUUAAGAAGCCUUUUAAUUUUAGCAACCGUUUUAUAAAAUGGAAAACGUCUCGUUCGAUAUGUUUGUUAAUAAAAUUUGUAAUUAAUUAAGUAGUUAUUCUACAGUGCUCUGAAUUAUGUUUACUUGUUGAUGUUUAUAAUCAUUUCGAAUUCACAACCGGUGAAGUAUACAAAAAAUAUUUCGUAUAAUUCGACCGCGAUUUAUUGUUGAAUCCUCGGCCUCGCAUUACAAUCUUUCAACUUUAAAAGUUAUAAAUUUGAAGCCAAAUAUCCGUAAAAUAUAGGUUAAGAGUAUACACUCUGCCAAAAAAUGGAUAUUCUUUUACAUUUGGAAUUAAUUAUAAAAUAGAAUAUGCAGGGAAACUUUUUAAUUGUAUCAAAUUAAAUUUUUUUUAAUACGUAAAUCUUAAAUUAAAUUUAAUUUCGAUCAGUUAUUUUUGUGAUAAAAUUAUAUUAAUUCUCUAAAUACGCACUAGAACUACGUGAUAACACGAAAUAGAUCUCUUUAAAGACAUUGAAACGAACAUAAAAACACAAAAAAAUUAGGAAUCUUAUUUGGUGUGUAGGGAUGAAGUGAAUAAGAAGAAUAAUAAGAUGCCGAAUAAAAAGAGGCGUGGUGGUUCCGAUACGAAACACGCAAAGGGGUCUUCGAAAGGUGGUGGCGGCGGCGGAACAUUAACAAAUAAUAAGACUGAAAAGAAACCAGUAAAGACUGACAAAAAUAGACACGACCUUGAUGACAAUAAAUCCAAUACGGAACGUCGUCGUACUUAUUCAAAUAAUAAAAAGACGAGUAACAACACCACCACCACCAACAACAGCAGCAGUAAUUGUGAUGAAGUAGAUGCAACGGUUACAAUUCGACAUGAUGUCGUAGUUAACUUAAAUAAUAGAACCGCGAUAGUCUCGGAUGUGAAACGUUAUAGUGAUAGCUUCAUCCAAGCAGGUUGUAAUAAAAUUGACAAGAUCGAUGGCAAUUUGUCAAGAUCGCGUAGCGGAUUUUUAACAGAUGACGAUAAGGAGUCACCGAAAAGUGACAAAUCUGACAGAAAGUCCAGAAGAUUUAGCGAUAUAUUUCGGUACGGGGCAUAUCGUACGGAUUUGGACGUAAUUAAGAAUCAAGAGGAACGGAAGAAGAUGAUCUCAUCUUCUUCUGGCGAUACAAAAAAAGGAAAAAUUAAUAAUACCGUCAAAUCGGCAACCGGUAACAGGAAUUUAGCGAUGGUCGGAGGUACCCCAAAUAAACCCGAAAAAACUCUCUCUACCUGUUCCGAUAGCAACAACUCGUAUCUGAAACGGGUCAAGUCGAAAAUAUGUCGGACGAGAACGGACGAUCCAUCGACGAUAUACGAAAACGAUGAGAACUUAAAACAGAGAAACAACUUGCGAAGUUCGGUUUCGCAUUUUGAUUUUAGACUCAUUCGACAAACAUCGAAUUUGGAAAAAGUUGUUAGACCUAGCGUUUUAGGUCACAAAAAGUGCGCGUCGAAUGUUGGCGUUGGUGAAACGAUCAGCGACGAGAAGCCCGUUCUCGCCAAAUCGAAAUCGAGCAGUGCCAUCAAUUUGGGAUUGUUGAGGACUCGUCGUAAUAAAAUCUUGGAACAGAUCAAGAAAAACGUUAAACCGGCCGAAAACGAAUUCGAUUUUAUUGCAUUUACAAGAUCUCACCGUGAUAAGAACGAUUUUAUUGAGGAAUCUGUUCAAACUACACUGCCAAAAACUACUUCUUCAGGUAACAAUUUUGUAUUAUUCUAAAUUUCAUUACAAAAA
Onthophagus taurus is the source of this 4870-nucleotide messenger RNA. NCBI's taxonomy places the organism in Eukaryota, Metazoa, Arthropoda, Insecta, Coleoptera, Scarabaeidae. The record is from RefSeq and is a predicted model, not a curated record.